GAUGGCACUUAACUUGAUGGAUUUAAGGGAAUUGCAAGAGCAAAUCGACUAUUUAAAACUAAAGGCUGAUCCUUCGAAAACCAUAAACUCCGACGGUAGGAGUAUUGAAUCGACAACGGAUACGGAAGAGACGCCUAAAUCGAAUGUAUUGAACGACUUUGCCGAGUUAGACCCCUUUCUUUCAAAAACUGUUUCUAGCGAUGAAUUAAACGUUUGCGGUGAAUUGAAAAUAAUGGACGAACAAUCUAAUAGUAGCACAGACGAUUAUCGUCCAAAGGAUAAGCCCUUGUACGAAAAUGGAACGGAAAGUGAUACUAUUAAAAUUAUGCAUGGAUUAUCCGAGGAAGUUAACGCACUUAGCGUUGAAAAUAAACGACUUUACGACGAAAUUAACUUAGCAGCAAAAGAACGGGUUCAUUUGCAAACGAAAUUGGACAAGUUAGAAUGUCAGGAAGAAGAAGAACAACAACAACAUCAACUUGACGAUUUAGAAACCAUGAAAAGUCAAUUAAGAAGCGAAAACGAUAAGGAGAAAGCAGUUGAGUUAAUUGAUAAGAUACUCUUCCAGAUGAGUAAAAUGGCCAAGAGAUCCGAUUCUCAACAAGAGACAAAAUUGAAAUCUCUAUCCGAAGAAAAUAAAGACUUAAAGGUGAAAGUGGACAGUUUAGCUACGCGAUUAGAGAGUUCACAAACGGAUAUGAAUAAGAUACGCAACGAAAACGAAGUGUUAUCUAUUCAACGAGACGGUGAUUCUUCAAAGAAGGAUAUUCUUGAAGAGAAAAUCUUUAGACUUCAAACUGAACUUGCCGAAAAGGAGGAGGAGACGGUAAAAAGGGAUAGAGAUAAACUACACCUUCAGGAACAGUUGACAUUUAUGCAAUCCGAACAGCAAUAUCUUUUAAAAGCUGUUAAAUUAUUAGAGGAUAAAUCGAAAAAGAAUUUAGAAGAACAAGUCGAAGAUUUAAGAAAACUACAAUCUUUAUUAAACAACACUCGAUCAAACAUACAAACUCGAUUACCUUCGGAUCAUGAGGUAUUUACCGAACAAUGGCUCGACAAUAUUAAGAAUAGUAAAAAGACAAAAGCAAAGGAAAUACUAUCGGAGAUCGACGAAGACGCCCUUAAGGUUCUCAUUGAUUGUAUCCAAAUUGAAUUGUACGAGAGACGAUUAGAAACAAAUAAAACGACUGACGAACUCAGGAAAAGAAGGUUAGCCAUGCUAGUCGAAGCCUAUACAGGUAAAAAAGAAGACGAAUCGUUAAAUCUAGCAGAAGAGGCCAUUAAAUUAGGUAAUGAGGGCGUUUUUGCUGAAUAUAAACCAUUCGCUAGAAAGAUUGCUCAACCGAAAUUAUCCAAGGAGAAUCCCUGUCCAGAUGAAAACAAAAAAUCAGGUAGUUUAGAGGAAUAUCGUGCAAAAACGUUAUCAAAGAGAAAUGAGCCGUUAUCGAUCGGUAGAGAAGAGGAAAAAUUAUCUACUAGUAUUCCUACCAAGAAGGAAAUAUUAACGAAAACUCCAUCCUAUACAAAUUACGAUCGGAAUAAAGAUACUCUUUCAAGAACGACACCAUUACCGUCGACAAACAUUGAGAAAACUAUUGACCCUUUGAGUAGAACAACACCGUUAGCUAGCUAUGAUAAAAGACAACUGCUCUCUAGAACUUCUUCUCCUGGCUCUAAUUACAAGACAACCAUUUCCGAAAGUCUAUUGAAAAAUGAUAAGAGGAGAGAAGAUGUAACGAAAACUCUUCCAAACAACGAAAAUCGUUCAUCAAAGUAUAAUCCUCCGGAGUUUUACGAACAGAAAAGAGAAGACAUUUUGGGCUCAAGGUCGGCGUUGCGUAAUAGUGAAAGUAAAGAGGUAAAAUCUCCUAAAAUGUAUACUUCAAAGAUCGACAAUAGAAACGACGAUUUGGCAAGACCAAACUCAGUUGAGAGUAACUAUUUAGCAAAUAACAGUUCACUUAAUUACUCAAUCAAGGAAUCGGAUUAUCCAAAAAGCGGAACGACCAGUGAUUUUAGAAAGAAAGAGGAAUCACCGCUAAAUUAUAGGCCUUUAAUUAAUUACGAAAAAAAGGAAAAUUCAUUAGAGUCAAGUUAUUCUAGGAUUAAAUCACCGUUAUUAAGUAAGAAGGACAAGGAGGAUUCGGUAAUGAAUAAAAGUGGGGGUGUAGGAAAUUACGAAAACCCCGAUAGACUAUGGAGAAUGACAUCGUUAUCGAAUUACGAAGACAAAGAUAAGUUUAUGGUAAAGCAAGAUCCUUUAGUAAAUUAUGAAGAGAGAGAAGAGGUUAAAAGAAAAGCCGCUUAUCCUAAAUUGUUACAAUCGACAGGUAAUAUAAGAAGCAAAUCUUCCUAUUCCAGUUCUUCCUUACAGAAUUUGACUGAUAAAAAAUCAACAACUAUUGAUAUUCCACCUAAAGAAAACAAAAAAUGGACAGACGAAGAGAACUUGCCAUUGAACAAGAAGAGCUCUUCAUCAUUCUGUAGCCUUUUAUCACCAAAUUUGCAAGCUGUACGACAAGAGGUUUUUAAUAAAGCAAAAAAUGGUUUUUCACUAAGCAGCGAAAAUGUAUCUAAACAAGAAGAUGCUAAUAGAUCCAUAGAAGAGUGGAGAAUAUCCACACCUGCCGGUAUCGUUGUUGAUGAUGAUAAUAUUAUUGGAAAUACUCCUAAAACGAGAGCAAAAUUACCUUCCGCAAAUUCUGAGCAUGGUUCAGAUCUACUCGUCACUAUGGAUGGCGAUAUUAUCAAAAGAAGACAAUUACAAAAGAAGGAUUUUCCGCGAAAAUUAACGGAUAUGGAAGCGUUAGAACAGCACAAAUACGUUCAAGGCAUUAUUUCAAGAUAUUCAACACCUAACAAUAAAAACAACGAUCAUAGCGAACAUUUACGUUCACAGGCGCCACCUUCAGCUGAAAAUGUUGAUGAACUAAUUGAUAAAUACGCUAAGCUACUUAGGGAAAGGCAAGCCGAAAACGACGAAGAUAUAAGAGAAAAGAAUUCAAGUGAUUUAUUUAUCUAA
Dimorphilus gyrociliatus is the source of this 3022-nucleotide messenger RNA. NCBI's taxonomy places the organism in Eukaryota, Metazoa, Annelida, Polychaeta, Dinophilidae. The record is from the annotation of a GenBank genome assembly.